Molecule: messenger RNA, 738 nt
Organism: Microthlaspi erraticum
Lineage: Eukaryota; Viridiplantae; Streptophyta; Magnoliopsida; Brassicales; Brassicaceae
Source: the annotation of a GenBank genome assembly
AUGCGAGAUGGACACAAACCUUCCUUCUCCGCAGGACCGUGGCCAACUCCAGGUGUGGGACGAGAACAUGGUCAUCGUCUUAAAGAUGGUGGUGGCGAUUGGAAUGUACGUCCUAUAGGAACUCUCCAAAACGAAAACCAUUCUAACAACUCAACAGGAGACUUUCGCGUGCAGAAAGGAGGAGGUUUGGAAUACAGUUAUGAGGAAAAAGGUCAUAGCUAUGAAACGUGUGUGGUUCCACCAGCAAAGAUGGAGUUUCCACCAUACGAUGGAACUACAAAUGCAAUUGAGUGGCUGCAAAAAUGUGAUGACUAUUUUCAUGAUCAAAGGGUGUUCAAUGAUGAUGCUAAAGUACGUGACGUUUGUGCUCACUGGAAAAGCGUAUCAUUGGAACAGCAAUCUCCGGAGAUUGUGGAUGAAUACUGCAGUCAGCUUGAGGAGUGUUUGGGUCGACACACUAGAUUAACAGGAGAUCAACAACUGUGGCAGUUUUGUGCAGUCUUAACUGAUCGUCUACGUAAAGAGGUUGAGUACCUUAGACCGGAAACGAUCUUUGAAGCUAUGGAAUAUGCUCGGGAUAAUGAGUAUAAGAUCGACAAUGACAACAGAGCGAGAACGUUUGGAGGCCAUCUGGCUCCAUCAACGAAAUAUUUUGGAGGAGGUGAACAAGAAGAAGCAAAACAAGCACCACCAAAGAAGUAUUUGAAGAAGUUGACCAGUGCAGAAAUGGCAGAGUGA